This is a messenger RNA of Sciurus carolinensis (gray squirrel), 3822 nucleotides long. RefSeq names its product shroom family member 1 (gene Shroom1). Lineage: Eukaryota; Metazoa; Chordata; Mammalia; Rodentia; Sciuridae. Gene Ontology annotation, biological process: actin filament bundle assembly; cell morphogenesis. The transcript is spliced from 8 exons. Bases 737 to 3259 code for a protein of 840 amino acids. Gene Ontology annotation, molecular function: actin filament binding. Gene Ontology annotation, cellular component: cortical actin cytoskeleton; apical junction complex; apical plasma membrane. The record is from RefSeq and is a predicted model, not a curated record.
AUGCAUGUGUUUAGCACACAAAAGACCCACUUAGGGAAGCUGGGGUGAAACAGUCUUCAGGCUUCCUACCACCUUCAAGUGGCAGAAGGGACUAGACUCCUCUGGAUAGUGGAUGAAAUGCAAAGGGGACAAGAAUGGUAGACAAAAGGCCACGGUGGGCAUCAAAGAGCUUGAAGGGUUUUGGAAAUGCCGGGUCUGGAGAGUUGGUCAAGGUGCUGUUGCCUUCCAAACCAUACUCAGAGAAACAGGCUGGAGCCACGAGUCCUGGGCGCGUUUUCUCCUCGAGUUUGAGAGAAAAGGCUGGAGGGCGGACCUCUGGCCGGGUCUUGACCUCCCCACAUUGGGGACUCUGGGGUUGAGGAUUUGUCCGGUCAGCUGCGCUAAAAGUGGGUGGCAGUCGCUGUGGUCUUUCUGCACAUUACGCUCGCAUUUCUCUGGCCUGGGGCAAGAGGUCUGUGCACAGCGGGGGAACAAAUUGUCCACUCCCUCGGCCCUGGACUAGGCGGGUAAGCAGACACUAGGAAGGGGCGGUGGCUCGGGGGCAGUGCCGUGGCUCCGCUCCCGCCCCUCUUGGCCGGAGGUGGCGCCUCCCCUGUGGCGGCGGCUAGAGUCUGGAGGUGGGGUCGGGGAGCUGGAACCUGGCUCUGAUGUCACCGCGCGGCCGCGGGCGCCCAGGAGCGCAUCUCCGGCUGGAGCUUCAGGACUCACGCAACCAGUUCGCUCCUUCUGCACAGCCAUGGAGGCCCUGGGUUCUGGGGACGACCGCGCCUCCCCAGCCUCAUCCACACGAAGCCUAGACUUACGGCGACUGUCCACUCGCGCCGACUCUGCCUAUAGUUCUUUCUCAGCUGCCUCUGGUGGCCCUGAGGCACGCACACCGUCACCUAGCACGCCUUACCUAGACUGGGAAUACGUGCGCGUGGUUUGGGGCGGCCCGUCCCCCGCCCCGCCGGACGCCGAUUCUCCCACAGCGCAGCGGCCCCGGCCAGCUGUUGCCGCGUGCUGUGGCCCACGGCCCCCAGAGGUCCAGGGAACCUUGGGGCCACUCAGCAGACAGGCCACCCCGCUGCUAUACGCGCUGGCGGCGGAGGCUGAGGCCGGGGAGCGGGCAGCCGAGCCACCCAGCCCGCCAGCCUCCCGGGCCGCCUACCGCCAGCGAUUGCAGGGCGCGCAGCGGCGUGUGCUCCGGGAGACAUCCUUCCAGCGCAAGGAGCUCCGCAUGAGCCUGCCCACCCGCCUGCGGCCAGCUGUCCUCGCGCGGCCCCCCACUGCGCACCCGCGUUCCGCCUCGCUUAGCCACCCGGGCGGGGAGGUGGGCUCCGUGCGCUCCCGGGCUCCCGCGCCAGGAACCCCUGGUCCGGGGCGCCUCGCCGAUCAGCAGCGGAAAUGGUGCUUCUCAGAGCCAGGAAAGUUGGAUCGCGUGGGUCGGGGUGGUGGGCCGGCGGGGAAAUGCUUGAGUCCUGAGCCCCGGGAGUUGCAGCGUGGGGCGUGGGCUGGGGCCAAAGGGUUGCCGGAAGCCCAACGCCCAAACGCAGGGGAGCUGGACUCCCGGUCCAUGAAGCUCGGCGAUGCCUGUAGGUCUGCCAGUCGAAGUCAGAGCGCUUCUGGAGACGUCUUGGGCCCCUGGAGAAGUCCAGGAGGGACCAGAGCCACUGUCCAGGCUGUUUCCCAAGCAGCAGAAAAUCCCAGAUCGAUGUUUCAGACCAAACUUUCCAGCACGAAGAAUUUCCUUCCUGGUCACUGUGGUCAGUGGGGGAUCCCUGCCUCCCAAUUCUUGACUCAGAAGGAAGCUGCACUGAUGCAUCCUGCAGAGGACCCCCAGAGCAGCCCUGCCAAGUGUGAGCAGAGGGUCUCAGAGAUCUACAUGGAGUCUGCAUCUGCUUGGCUUCCCUCCCUUCCUAAUGAUGAAGUGUUCCUUGAAGAAACCCUGCAUGUCGGAAUGAGAUCACCUCCAGACUCCCAUGUCCCCCAGAGAUUUCCAACCAGUGUCUGUGCCUCUGACCAGCAGUGUGGAACUGGCUCGGGCCAAAGGGCUAGCCAGGCUUCAGUCCCCCCAGAGUGUUCCCUGCACAAGUGUCCAGGGACUCCAGGGGCAGAUGACUGCUGGCAGGAGAUGAAUGGUUCUGUGGGUAUCUGCAGGCCCACAAGCUGUACCCCCCCUGGGACUGCAAAUGGUGACAUCUCAAUUAUUGACCCCAGUGGACUGCUUACUGUUGACCACCCUGCAGUCGAUGUCCUGGGACCUUCAGGCAAUGGUAACCCAGGGUCCCCUCACCACACUUCCCUGGCCUGGGGUACUGGCCAGCAUGGUUCCAGGCCAACAUGGCCAGGUCAACGUCUUGAGGAGCUGGUUCAGGAGCUGGCCAGACUAGAUCCCUCUCUAAGUGACACUCUUGCCUCCCAGCCAUGCCCAGAGCCACCCCUGGGCCUGCUGGAUGGGCUGAUUCCUUUAGCAGAAGUCUGGGCUGCAAUGAGGCCAGCCUGUGGGGAAGCUGGGGAGGAGACUGCUGGUGCUUCUGAGCCAGGCUUUACCCAGCUCCUGCCAACUUCUCAGAAAGAGAUACGGCCUGAAAACUCUCCCUCCCAUCCUGUGCCUGACCGUCCUAGUGCCCAGGGACUCCCUGCAUCAAACAACAGCAUCCAGGCCAAGAAAGUGGAGCUAGUUGGCCUUCUCCAAAAGAUGCUGCAGGACCUUCACGUCCAGGAGGAGAGGCUACAAGGUGCGGCCCAAGAGUGGACCAGACGCAGGGUGGCUCUGGAAUCCGUAGUGGGCCGGGUCUGUGCGCCCCAGGAACUGGAGCGGUUCAGCCGGUUCAUGGCCGACCUAGAGCGCGUCCUUAGCCUCCUGUUGCUGCUGGGCAGUCGCCUGGCCCGUGUGCACUGUGCCUUAGCCCGGGUGGACUCAGAUGGUGACCCCGACGAGCAGGCCUCUCUGCUGCAGCGACUUGGGCUUCUACAACGGCAGCAAGAAGAUGCCAAGGAGCUGAAGGAGCACGUGGCACGGCGUGAGCGCGCCCUGCGUGAGGCGCUGGCGAGGGCACUGUCUGCGGAGGAGUUGCGUUCUUACAGUGAGCUGCUGACAGGCAAGGCCACCAUUCUGGCCCAGCAGCGCAGCCUGGAUGAACGUGUCCGGCUCCUUCAGAACCAACUAGACACCCUUGGGAGUGACUUCAGCCAUCGUCCCCUUUCUCCCAGGCGGUCCUGGACCCCAGGGACCUGUCCUCGGGAUAAACCAUCCUUCCUUCCUUCCUCUAUCUAGUUAUAGGUGGCAGGAUGGGGCACUGCCCCUGCCUCACCCACACAGCUGGGGCCAUGCUGGAUUAUUGGGUGCUUUCCCUUGAGGAAGCCAGAGGGGACCCAGACUGGUUGCUUUCCCAGGCUACUCCUUCCCAGGGUUCUCAUGCGACCUUACCCAAGUCUCGUGGUUAUUGGGCAAUUAAGGAUCUUAAAAACAGCAAUAUUCCCCAUUAUUGUGAAGAAAGGGGCUCAGUUAGGGUUGGUUGGAGAAAGAGGAGACAAGUCUGAGGAGCACUUCAAUUUAAGAUACAAAAUGACCUUUUAUUUUAUUUUUUCAAUAAAAGUUUCUAAUAGAGUGUGUGUGUGUGUGUGUGUGUGUGUGUGUGUGCGUGUCCAUCCUGCACACAAAUAGAGAAAAGAGGGAAGGGAAGGGGUCUUGUUUACAAAUGCAUCUACCAGAGAGUGGAGCUGGCCCACCCCUGUAAUCCCAGCUACUUAGGAGGAUGAGGAAGGAAGAUCACAGCUAAAGGUCAGUCAGGGCAACUUCUGUCUCAAAAUAAAAAUUUUUUAAAAGCUGAGGAGGUA